Molecule: messenger RNA, 3747 nt
Organism: Polypterus senegalus (gray bichir)
Lineage: Eukaryota; Metazoa; Chordata; Cladistia; Polypteriformes; Polypteridae
Product: sulfotransferase 1C2-like
Exons: 9
Coding region: 2055-3020 (321 amino acids)
Biological process (GO): sulfation
Cellular component (GO): cytoplasm
Molecular function (GO): DNA binding; sulfotransferase activity
Source: RefSeq, a predicted model, not a curated record
UCCACCAGCUGCUCUUCCAGAUGGGACAGGACCUGUACGAGUGCCAGGCGGGGACGGGGACUUUAAAGAAGGAGAGCCACCGCACACGUGAGUUACUGCAAACCGCACCACUUGUUGGAGUUUCAGGUUGCUGUCUGUUGAUAGCGGUGUGGACUAUGGAGGUGAAUGAGAAAAGAGAACUGCAGCAGUUUUGUAAAUAAAGACGCACUUUUACAAACGGGACUUUCCAUUCUCUGUUAAUAUUAUGAAGGUCUUGAUUUAAGAAAAAAGAAAAAAAAAAAAACAUUCAAUUACAGGCGGUAGCAGUUUAGACUCUCAUAGAAAGGCCUCACGUUGUGUCUCAUGUUGAUCCAAGGGAACUGCCUUCUGCUUGGAGUCUUAAAUUGUGUUCUGUGGAUCCCUAGGGUCCUGCGAAACCUUCAGGCCCUCGGUGGGCCGAGAAUGACUGGGCUCAGAGAGAUAAAGGCGUGUCUGCUCAGCGAUGCCGUUGGGGAACCGUUCUUGAUUUACUUUUUGAGAAAUUUUAGGUAAAAAAAAAAAAAAUCUGGUACCUUUCUAUUAUUGUGACACAAAGACUGGCCAACCCCAACCACAAAUACUAGUGGGGGUGAGCAAAGUCACCUCUGGGUCCCUAAUUCUAAUCUCCCCCUUGGGUGCCUAAUCUUAAAAUUCCUAUUAGGUGCCCAAUCGUAAGUUUUCUGUCUUGCAUCACGAUAAUAGAAAAGUACCAAAAAUCGGAGAGAAUGUGACUUUCAGGUCAAUCGGCGUUUAAGAUUCGACUCCAGUGAGCUUCUACACGCACCACGUUAUUACCGACCCCGGCAUGCAACGUCUUUGCACAAUAAUGCGAUAGUCUUGUGAAAUAACACAGUAGUUUGUAAUUCGUUUCUCUCACUUCUCAAAGUGCUUUACAUGGACAGUGGGCAGCCACUUCAUCCAUCAGGAGGAUGUGACGGCACCCAUUCUUGUGCCAGUACGCUCUCCACCAAUUAGAUAUUAGGCCAUGUCGGGUGACAGAGGCAGUUAGGCGGUUAGAGACAGGGGUGAUUAGGGGGCCAGAACGGACGAGGUCCUGGUCGGCAAUUUAGCCAGGACAUCGGGUGACACCAACGCUUUUCGAAAAGAUGACCAGAGACCCUUUGAUGAUUACAGGACCUCAGUUUUUAUGUCUUCUCUGAAGGACGGUGCUAUUUUUUCAGUACAGUGCCACCGUCCCUGCAGUGGGACAUUGGGAUCCACACAUAGACUACAGCGUAGGCGCCUCCUGCUGGCCUUACCGACACCAACCCAAAUUUUUCCUAGGUGGUCUUCCAUCCAAGUACUGGCCGGGUUCAAACGUGCUCAACUUCAGCUGGAUUAGCUGCUCUGAAGUGCAGAAGCAACAUCUGCUGGCCAACGGCACAGUGCCUUUGUCAGACGCCACAGGAAUACGUUUUGUGGAUGACCCCACUCUGGGAUUGGAGUUAGUGCCUUAAAAAGAAGAAAUUGAUCAGGGCACUGCAGAUUGGCAUUAUACUUAAUGGACUAGGUAAAGGCGCUAUAUAUGGUAGAUUGAACUAUUUAAAUGGUGCUCUGCUCAUCCGUCCAUCGAGCCCAAGUGACAACUGUGCUGCACUGCAGUAACGGCCAAGAGAAAUGAGCAGGGAGCCCAGCUGAGACCCCACAUCUGCCACGUUCCCCUGAGCCCCUGCUGUGGGCACAGCUAUGAUGAUUUCGUUGGCCAAUCAGAAAUGCAAAUAGUGGCAUGUGAGCCCCACCUGCCCCACUGGUAUUCAAAGAGUCUCCUAAUUGUUACAAAGAAAUAUACAAAUGGGCCGAUGCCAAAUGCCUGCAACAAACGGGCAUCCAUUUGCAUGGCUGCCAGAUCAGAUAUAAAACGGCCGGACGGUUUAAAGUACGGAUUUGAGAGACGUGUCAGUGACUGGCGUCGCAGCAGAGGGGGAGCCAAAGAGGACCCGUGGAUCACAGAGAAUCAGUGGCCUGGGGCUCCUGGUUUGAUCAUGUGAUUGGCCGGUGGGACAUCAGAGAACGUCACCAGGUCCUCUUUGUAUUUUAUGAGGACAUUGUCCAACUCAAUGCCUCAGACACAAACAGAAGGCCACAACGAGGGGGACAAGGAUGCAGAAAAAUCUGAAAGCCCCCCACACGUGGAACGUCAGACGCUUUAUGAUGUUGAAGGGGUGCCGAUGAUCUCCCAUUACUUUGAGUACAACGAAAGGAUCAGAAACUUCAAGGCCAAGCCAGACGACGUGCUGAUAGCGACGUAUCCCAAAGCAGGUACAACAUGGAUCAUUGAAAUCGUAGACUGCAUCCGCAAGGAAGGAGUCACAACAGAAAUUAAAAAUCAGCUGAGCCAGACUCGGGCUCCUUUUAUAGAGAUGGGGGCUGUUAAUAUGAUACCUUCUGGAGUGGACCUGCUAGAGAACAUGCCGUCUCCUCGACUUGUGAAAACUCAUCUGCCGGUGAACCUGGUGCCAAAGUCCUUUUGGGACAACGACUGCAAGAUCAUCUAUUUGGCCAGGAAUGCCAAGGAUGUCCUUGUUUCUUAUUAUUUUUUCCAUAAGAUGAAUCUGGGCACGCCAGAUCCUGGAAGCUGGGAAGAAUAUUUUGAAAGCUACCUGUCUGGAAACGUGGCCUGGGGUUCCUGGUUUGAUCAUGUGAUUGGCUGGUGGGACAUCAGAGAACAUCACCGGAUCCUCUACAUCUUUUUUGAGGACAUCGUCCAGGACCCGGUGCGGGAGGUGGAGAGGGUGGCCCGUUUUCUGGGUAAGACCCUGGAGGGGACCACGAUCAACGAGAUUCUGGACCACAUUGCAUUCAGCAAUAUGAAGGACAAUCCCAUGACUAACUACUCCAUUAUACCUUCACAUCUGAUGAACCAGAAGAUUUCACCAUUUAUGAGGAAAGGAAAAGUUGGCGACUGGAAGAACCAUUUCACCGUGGCCCAGAAUGAGCGAUUUGAGGAGGAAUACCGGCGGCGCAUGGCCAAGACCUCUCUGCGUUUGACAGAUGAGCUCUGAGCCGGAACACAGCCUGCUGAUUUCACCCGACACAAAUCCACGGGCUCAUAAAACAGAGGAAAAAGAAACCACAGCACCUUUCACAGGGGCCUUCAGAGCACAAUGAAGAAUUGUGAAGUUCAUGAAUAAUAAAAGGAGAUGUUGAUCUUGAGCACUUUGUGGCGUCAGCUGGUCGUAGCUCAGCAAUAACGGAGAUGGCAAUGUGCUACUGGGGUCCAUAGAUGUGAACCAGUGCGUGUGUUUCAAGUUUUCCUGUGUGUUUAAACUAAUCAGUAUCUUUAUGUGUAUGGGAUGCGUUUAUCAGUAAAUUGUGAAGUUUGCAAUUGGAUUUCAUCUGUCAGGUUGUUACAGCGAUUUGAGUGCCCUGCAGAUAUAAACUGAACAAUCAGCAUCACAGAUAAGUAGUGUGAAAUAAAACAAAUAAAGGAAAGGCGGCCAUACAGUGGAAGAGCACCGCCAACAAACCUGAGGCUGACAUAAACGUAGAGCUUCAUCAUGACUAAAGUGUCAUUUAACAAUGUGACCAGAAGGUGGCACCCUGAGGUGAGACAGACUGGCACUGCCAGCUCAGUGCUUGCAAGAUGGAGAGGCGGAAACCCAGAAGGCUCCUUAAAAGGACACCACAAAAGGUGAAAAUGGGCAUACUGGGGGUUGAGAAAGUACUGAGACCCUUCACUUUAUCGUCUUGCAGAUUUAGAUUCGAUUAUCUAUACUAAUAAAAGGCAAA